CUUCCUUAAUUUCUGCUUCCACGCAUUAAUAAUGAGAUCGACCAGCUUAUGAACCAGAUGCAGCAGAUCGAGACACAACAGAGGAAGUUCAAAGCCUCCAGAGACAGCAUCCUGUCAGAGAUGAAGAUGCUAAAGGAGAAAAGGCAGCAGUCCGAGAAGACGUUCAUGCCUAAGGUAAUGCUGAUGACCUCACAGUAUUGUAAUUUCUACUUGUUCAUAAGCUCAGAGGUAAAUGGUGCGAAGGACUGAAAGCUCUGGACAUUCUUCUACUCUUUAAAAUAAUCUGCUUUUCUCACCAUUUUUCUCUUUUCUCGUUCUAGCAACGCAGUCUCCAAAGUCUGGAGGCCAGCCUUCACGCCAUGGAGUCCACCAGAGAGUCACUGAAGGCCGAGCUGGGAACAGACCUGCUCUCUCAGCUCAGCCUGGAGGAUCAGAGGCGUGUUGAUGACCUCAAUGAUGAGAUCCGACAACUCCAGCAGGUCAGCAGGAUCUUUGGACACAGACGUACUUUCUGUGUCUGUUCUCACAAUCGAAUAAUUAAGCCAUAAUCCAAGGUGCUGCAGUUAGACAUACUGAUGAUUCGUGGUUGGUGCAAUUCAUUAAUGUGUCGAUGCAUUGCGAUGCUUCUCGUGACAAUUUGGCAUCCAUUAAUUAAUGCAGAUGCUUAAAAUAAAUAAAUCAUAACGUCAGUGUUUUGCGGCAAGGCCAUAACAAAAUAAAAAGACGUAACUGGAACCUUAAUGCGGAAAAGAAAUGGAUUUUGUGAGAGAUUAAACGAGACAACUGACGAGUACUACGCAAUUUGCAAGGCAAAAAUAGAGUACCUUGGCAACACCACAAACAUGAGGCAGCACCUUGAACGCUUUCAUCCCGAAACGGAGACGGCUGUUCCGGUCGUGCCUCUACACAGAGGACCAUCAAGGAGACUGUCUCCAAACUUCCCAGUUUAAGUUAAGUAGGUCAAAGUGUAAAUGUUUACAUAACAGUCUUACAAUCAUAAAAUAUUUUGAAAAAUACAAGUCGAAUGUUCAAAAAACCUGAUUUACUCAUGUGUAGUGUAGUGUUGAGUGUAGUUUUAGAGGAACUGAGUUCAUUGAUAGGCUAUUUAAUUGUAGCCACAGAUGAGGACAAAAUCAAUCUUGUCUGGAAAAAAAACAUUAAAAAAUGGCAAUAACCAAAGAAUUGUUAAUCAUCGAACCAAUCAUCGAAUCGACAAUCAUUAUUAUUGAAGCUCCCAGAAUCGAAUCGAAUCGAAUCGAGAGGUACCCUUGUUGGAACACCCCUACUAAUGAGUAGUACUGAUCUUCAGGAUUGUCCUUCCAUUCAUUACACUGCUGCAUGCACAGUCACUCACUAUAUCUAUAUCAUCAUUGGGCAGCCAAAAUAACGCCUCUUUUUUAUGUCAGUCACACUCUGGUGUCACACAUCAGUGAUUGUGUACUGUUUAUUGUUUGCUUCACAUGACUGUGCUCCGGUCGGUCUCAACUGUAUAAAGCCAUGAGUUGAGAUGAGACCUUAACUGUUUCAUGUAACACGACUUCUUGGAAGUGGAAGUUAGUCUUGAAAUAGUCCAUGUACAGUACAGGCCAAAAGUUUGGACACACCUUCUCAUUCAAUGUCUUUUCUUUAUUUUUCUAUAUGACUAUUUACACUGUAGAUAAUCACUGAAGGCAUCAAAAAUAUGAAUGAACACGUAGAAUUUUGUACUUAUAAAAAAAGUGUGAAAUAACUAGAAACAUGUUUUAUAUUCUAGUUUCUUAAAAAUAGCCACCCUUUGCUCUUGAUGACAGAAGUACUUCGUGACUGUCAGUCACGAAGUAACCCUGACAAGGCACACCUGUGAAGUAAAAACCAUUUCAGGUGACUACCUCAUGAAGCUCAUUGAGAGAACAGCAAAAGUUUGCAGCGCUAUCAAAAAAGCAAAGGGUGGCUACUUUGAGGAAUCGAAAAUAUAAAACAUGUUUUCAGUUAUUUCACACUUUUUUCUUACGCACAUGAUUCCACAUGUGUUCAUUCAUAGUUUGAUGCCUUCACUGAGAAUCUAUGAUUUAAAUUGUAAUGAGAAUAAAGAAAAUGCAUUGAAUGAGAAGGUGUGUCCAAACUUUUGGCCUGUACUGUAGAUAAAGGGUGAAGACGGCCUGUAACUCUCUCUUUCUCAUUGUAUGUAUCUCAGGAUAUCCAUGCCUGAAUAUGGGACCCUGUUUGUUUAAUACUGAUGCUAACGCUUGUGUUGGAGUCAUCUGUUUUUGAAUCAACAGUGGUCCGACUUCAUUACUACUGUUAUUUAUUCGCAGUGCUGUAAUUGCAAUGUAUGAUAGGACUGAAGCCUCCAGCUAGCAGCACAGUAAACAAUGUGGUGCUAUUAAAGUAAGCGACAAUGUGGAUUAGUGCUUUGUUUCAGCGUUGUUCCAUACUGCAUAAGGAGCUCUGAUGUCACCAAAGCUGCAGGACCACAUGAAGAAAAUCAGUGACAUUGAACUGAAAUAAUAGCAUAAUUACUUUCCUCUUUGCAUGCUACUUGGAGCAAUCAGCUACAGUUCACUCUCUCUCUGUCUCUGUAACUCUCUCUCUCUAUCUCUCUCUCUGUUUUCUUCCUACUCUAGAUUCUGUUAAAACAUAUAUAAUUACUCUGUUUCAUGGACCGUAUCACUUGUAUGUGUGACUGAAAAUAAUCAACUUUUAAUUCUGAAAGCUGGAAGAAGUUUUCAUUUUCUGUUGAUUUUGGCAGCCACUAUGGACAAAAGCGGUAGUGUUUUAGCCCUUACUGCCUGAAGACACUUAUCUGGCUCGCAUGUCAGGGCUUCAGAAACUAACUUUUUUGUGAGCAGUUUGAGGCAACUUGCUUUGUAAAUGUAUUUAAAAAUGGGAAGUGAGUCAGCUCACCGCGACGUGUGAGACAGACAUGGAGCAGCAGGACUACUGAGCUUAGUAACACAGAGCUGCUCUGCCUGUCUGCCUCUGGUGUGGAGGAGCUUCUCACCCCGUGGUUGCAUCUCUAGCAUGACACAGUGUCUGCAGGAGUCUCCUGCUGCAGAACGUUGUCAACAUUUGUGUAGUGACAGUAAUAUGCACGUUCUCAGUGCAAAAUGAAGAGAAAAAAUGCAUGUGUCGUCUCCGGUCUGAGUGCCGUAAAUCGAUUUGUUCUUGGUCGUGACCUGACCACUGGUUCCCGUUUUCCUCGUUUUCCCUCUUUAGAAUUAGCUUAUCUUCACACAGAUGGGCUCAUUCGCUGUUGCAGGUGACAGGGAGACAUCAGCAGAAACCAGAGAUUUUUUAAAUCUAGUUAAAAGUUUCUUAGAGGAAGUUUAGGUUCAAAGCAAAACUAUCUGUCAUAUACUGCAGUAACUAUAUGGCUACGUUCAUACUGCAGGCUAUGAUGCACAAGUCGGAUUUUUUGUUAAAUUCGAUCUGCGUUUGGAAGCAAACAUUGCUUUCCACGCCUGUUUGUGUUGUCGCACAAUGGUGACGUUUGACAUAUGUUGAUGACGUAUAGGUCGGAUGAAUGCGACCUGAGCGUCCACACUGCAGUCACAUCGGAUACAUAUCCAAUUUAUAUCCACAUACAAAAAGAGUCCUGGGUCGUAUUUGAAAAAAUCAGAAUUGCACUGUUCACACUUGCAUGAAAAAAUCAGAUAUGUGUCACAUAUGGUUUAAAAAUCCGAAUUGACCUGCAGUGUGAACACAGCAUUUCAGUGUCUGUAUAUGACAGAUGGAAGGUGAGGGGAUUUCCCUGCUCUUCUGUCUGGUGCCAAUCACACCCCUAAUGAAUCUUCUGGGGGAGAAGAUUCAGUGUUAAUCGAGUGUCUGUGAGGUCGUACACAUUUUUGUAGUGAAUCUAAAUGUGUUUAGAAGAGGAACAAGAAUAAAUCCACAGUAUAACAAAAGUGCCUUGGGGCUUUUACCCCGUGGCCCUAAUUAAAUAUGAUGUCAAAUAUGAUACACUGAUACACUACCCCCACUCUCUUGCCACUCCAUGAGCUACGCUGUUACAUUCACGUUACAUUACCCGUGCAACUCGCUAUACAGACCGUGUAUAAGCUUAAACGUUACCCUUCACAUCAGUGGAAGAGGGUCCGGCAGGAUUUGAUGCACUCGUUGAUAACUCAAAACAAGUCGGAAAUAACGUUAUGUGUUGUUGUGCUCACACAGUGUGAGUAGAAUCAUUAGUGGCGCAUUGAUAUUAAUGAUCAUGUGAAAUUUCAGUUGCGGCGCACGUAAUUAGGCAUCAGUGGUGCUGAAUGAAUGUAGGGGAAACACUGCUGAUACAUAUGAGUCCGAGGUAGAACUGUGUGAGAUAAAAACUAAUGUUUUAUUUUUUUAAGUGUGGCGGCUUUUAUUUAGCCUUGGCGGUGAGCCACGAUCAAUUGCAUGUAAGGGAAACCCUGCUGAUAAAUUUACUCAGAUGCGGCAUAUUCUCUGAAAAAAAGUUCAGAAAAGUCUGAAAAUUAGGGUAUGGAAAAGUAUGGAAUUUUUUUGUUCCAAAUGUGUAUGAACCCUGAAACUUGAUUUGUGUUGCUGACAAAAGGCUUUAUCUGAAGAACAGUGAGUGCUCUGUUCUAUCUGCCCCCUCCUCUCCUGAACUGACAGGUUGUGCUGAAUUCCUCUUUUUCUGACAUCCUUUUUAUAAAUGUUUUGAUUGCACUCAAACUCCCCCCGUUGGUCAGAGAGUGCUCCGGGUUGUGCUGGAUGUAAAGCUUUAAUGUUACCACGUAUUUUUGAUGGUUUUGAUCAAAAACAAGUAAUUCUCCAGUCUCCCCCCUCACAUCACUCAGCUUCUGUAAAAACACAGCUCAGCUGAAAACAAGCUGCUUAGAUUUGUAAUAUAUUGAAAAUUUGCCGUUUUAAAAUGAGUAAAAUCUAAAGAAGGAUGGUGCAGGGAGUUGAAGGCGUGCUGCUGAUGUGAGUGGACAGCAGAAAGUAGCACUAACGUCUUGAACUUUGCUGGCAAAGUUUUCUAAAAGGUCUUCAAAGGUGUGGAAUUUCACUUCAGGAUUACUGAUCAUAAACCCUGAUGCCAAAAACACACAGGAUCGGUAUAGAGUGCGUUCCCUCAGCGUCGCGUCUCUGUUCCUUAAAGCAGCCCUGGGUGUCACAUACAGGAUGCGUAUUUGGAGCGUAGCAGCAGUGUAGUGCAGCCCCGGUUAGCUGGGCUCAGUAUAGAGGGAACAACAUGCUCACAAUAGGUUGUUUUUUCCUUUCUGUGGUCUAUUUCCUGUUAAUUUGGAUAUAAUUCAGUGACUGGUGAGCUCCUACUAUAUGCGAAAAAGCAACGUGAUUUUACAGUAUCAGUUUUUGCAGGUUUACUGGUGUUUAAUAAAGUAAACUAUGUUCCUUUAUGCUUUGCUGUUACCUUGAGACAGAGUUAGCAGUUCAAAGUCCUGUUGGGGUCCACAUGGAUCAGGGAUUGACCAUCCGAUUGUUCUGUAUUACUGAUAAAUUCAUAACCAGGAAGUAUUUUUCAUCUACAUGAACUGGUAACAGUCGAGGGUCCACAUAUGGUGUUUUAUUUUGAAAUGCAGGAUGACAUGCGCAUUUCUUGUGCUUGACAUCCUGUCUAGAACGAUCUUCUCUGUGUGGAUUGACGUGCAUUGAAAGCGUAAAGCAGCAAAAAUAAACUCAUCGUGUAUAUUUAGCAGAGCUGCUCUGCAUACGCUUCUGAGACGGAGCUAAUGCGUGUCCUGUAUGCAAUGCUGCAUUGAUUAGAAUGGCAACCUGUUUGCUGCGUGAUACGCGAUGCUGCCGAUAUGCGCACAAUACGAAUCCUGUAUGUUUUAGCCUUAAUGUGAGUGGUAUUUAGGUUAGUCCUGGAUAUCCACUAAAACUGACUACGUUUUUCUCCAUUUUUCAAUUUAAGCCACAGAACUGUUUAGUGGAUUUAUGUCUUUGCUUUUUUUGAUACAAGCUCCUCUUAAGGUUUAAAUUUAUAUCCAUUGGCCAUGCUUUCAGGUUACAGUUUAAUGCUGUGUCACAAAUGCGUCAACGUCAAACUAGAAAAGUUUGUUUUUAUUCAGCCUUUUGCAGAAUGGCUCUCUUUUCUGUUGGCUCUCCAACACACUGGACAAGAGACUUAUUGUUUGGCUAAAAUAGAUGAAGCAUUCUCAUCCCUCCGUCUGUUUAUAUUUAGUCCAGAGAACAUGGCCCUCACCUACAUUGUGUUUUUUUUUUUUUUUUUCAUUUUUUGUUGUUGUUGCUUUGUUUUCCCUGCCUCUCAGCCUCCUGCUACUGUAUUCAAACCUGACUGAGGUGAGAGCAGCAGGCAGCAGCUGUGUGUGGGAUGUUCCUGUGAUCCAGCAUUGCCUCUCUCUUCUUUCUCACUGCCAGCUGCUCUCAGCUCUCACCUCAUUGAACUGUCAGCCAUCCCUGCAAUCGUUGUGCAACUGCUCCGCCCCCACAACAUGGAGCCUUUCAUGUAUGCUUCUAUAAUGUUGCCCGUAGUUAAUUCUGUCACUUGCUACAUAAUGCGUAGUUACGAAAUAUUAUUUAUAAGCCAGUAUUUGGCUGCACAGAUGUGUAUGUGAACAUAGUGGUUAUAUACAUCCUUUUUGUGUGGAGAAUCCAGUGGACCUUGCUUGAAGUUUCAGUAUUGAGUGCAGAGUGAGAUAUUGAUGAUGUUGUAUCAGAACAAUCUGAGUCAGAUAUCAGGGAAGGAUCACUGAUUGAAUCUAAGGGGGCUUUCACACCUACAUUGUUUGGUCCAGACUUUCGGACUUUUCUUUUUGGGCUGAACCAAAAUGAUAGGUGUGAAAUCUCGCCAGAAUCUUGGUCCAGACCAAACAGCCGCACCUUGGUCCGAACAAAAGAGGUGGUCUUUGUCCGGACCAAACUGAACCACGGUCUGGUUCAUUUCCAGUGUAAAAGCCUUAUUUUGAAAGGUUCAGACCUUCGCACCAAAGACAGGAAAUGACGCGAGGAGUGGAAAUAUCAGUGAUUAUGAUGAAUGGAGAUUGUCCAAUAACAGGAAAUUUUAUAUUGUAGAUAAGGUUACACCUCACUAUUGACAGCUUAGAGAGUUUUACUACACAUACUUUUCUCCGGAGCCGGUGUUGCAAUGACUUGCAGGAUUGCAUCCUUUCUUUUCGUUGUUAAUGAAGUUGUUGUCUAAUGAUCAAAUUCAUGAGACAUCCUCGGACCAGCCUCAUGUACAGCUCCUCAAGUUGUCGCUGUUGGAGGUAGAAAAUCAAAAAUAGUACGACGGUGGGAAUAUUGAUUUCAUCCAUGUUUGCACCAUUCAAGACCUGCGGUUUUUAACGUGUUGACGUCAGACGCCUGCCGACCAAAUGACCUAUCAGUGUAAACUGCAGAGACACACAGAGCACGCACAUGUUAAGUCUGUUGGUCCAUUUGCAAUAAUGACAGCGUGAAACCUAAACGGACCGAACCAAAUGAAAACAAUGUAACAACAACAUGGACCUUGGUUUGGACCUUAGUCUGGACUUUCAGGUGUGAAAACCCAGUAAGUAUUAGUUUUAAGAUGUGGGGAAUAUGUACUAAUUCCACAUGUGUUUGUUGUCCCCUCAAUCCACCAACAGGACAACAGGCAGCUGCUGAAUGAGAGGAUCAAGCUUGAAGGCAUCAUGACCAGAGUGGAAACAUACCUCAAUGAAAACUUAAGGAAGCGUCUUGACCAAGUAGAGCAGGUACGCUGAGCCCUGAAUGUCCCUGAUAACUCUGUAGACCUGUAACAAGUCCAAGUACGGCUUUGCAAACAGAAUGUUGUACUGUCAUGGCGUUUAAGAUGAUGGUAAAAAUACAACUCUUAGUUAUUGUUUUUUUUAUCCUUUUAAUAAAAUUGUACAGCCCUACUUGGAUAACCAGCAAGUUCAGUGUUUAUUCAUGCAGCUGCAAAACAAUUCAAGCUUAUGAAAUGUACCACUGCUCUAAAUGAAGGCUCUUGAAUCUUUUGAUCUAAGUUGUACAACAUAGAUGAGUGACGCUUCAUUUUUUUUUAAUCUGCGCCCUUUUGUUUUUAUGAAGGAGCUGAACGAGCUGCGAGAGACUGAGGGAGGAACAGUGCUUACAGCCACAACAUCUGAGCUGGACGGCAUCAACAAGCGUGUGAAAGACACUCUGUCUCGAUCAGAAGGUAAGCAUUGCACGAAAGAUGCAACUCUUGAGAGGGAGGGAAACCCUGAAGGGUUAGCGGAUCCAGCUGGAAACCAGAAGCGAAGUACAAGGAUUAGCAGUGCUAGUUAAAGAUCUGUAAGGGCCAACAUUUUCUGUCAGUCAGAGAUCUUCUGCAGGGAACUGUUGACUGCCCCCUGUUGACCACCAGCAAAUAGGUCUUGGCCGUCUGUCUGACUCACAGUCUGAACCGCAUGUUUCAUUGCUUUUGUCUUCUUGUUCUGUGAUGAACUUGUCGAGUGCAGACGUCAUCAAGCACUUGUUUUAAUUUUCUUCAAUCUUGCACAUUUGUUGGAGGUGUUACCUUUUAUAGAGAAGACAUUUUAUACUCAGGGCUUUUUUAUGGAGUCUCAUUUCAAAUUUGCAUUUAUGAGUCACAGAACAAUCUCUUAUUCUUUUGUCUUUUUCUUUUAACAAACAACAUGAGGAGAUUGUUGAUGAAGGCUCUGGAGCCAAGUGGAAUAAUUGUGGAUGUUAAUUACAAACAUCUGAAAAUUAAAGUUGUGUCUUUAUUUUAAAGAUUAAGAGUGCCACUCUCUGUGAAGAGUGUUGAGUUAUUGGCCCGUAUGUUUCCACAUCACUGUCAUUCACAAAUGAACCCAUUACUAUUAGCCUCUGUCCUCACCGCCAACUCCUGUGUCUCCUCCAGAUCUAGAUGCUCUGAUCGACAAGAUGGAGGCUGAGAUAAAGGACCACAUAAAGAGCAUGGAGCGCUGGAAGAACAUCGAGAAGGAGCAAAACGAUGCCAUCAACCACGACACGAAGGAGCUGGAGAAGAUGACCAACAGGCAGGGCAUGCUGCUCAAGAAGAAAGAGGAGUGCAUGAAGAAGAUCAGAGAGCUGGGCUCGCUGCCCCAGGAGGCCUUCGAAAAGUACCAGACCCUGACACUGAAACAGGUGUGUGCGCGCCCACACACACACACACACACACACACACACACACACACACACACCUUUCCUGAGUGGAUGGAAUCAAAUUCAUGAGAUCUUUUUCAGGACCAUUCUUCAUAACCUGCUUUUAAGAAAAACUUAUAACCCAUCCCAAAAACUCAUUCUCAAGGCAAGAUUGAAGCCAUGGUCCAUUACAGCCAGCUGCCACUUGGGGGCAGUCCAACAAUUUGUUAAUUGCAGCAUACACAUACCAUCCCUUUAUGUAGAUAGCAUGGUCAAAUGUGUCAUCACAUGGUUAGUUUGUUUUUUUUGUAUAUAUAAAGAGUUAUGCUUUAACCCACUUAGUGUGGGCCACUAGUUUAAAUUAGAAUAGAUAUUUUCUUAGUAUUUUACUGUUUACUCUUUAACAAACUUUUAAUGAAGAUAUUUUUUAAGUCUGACUGCAAACGGAUGGCAUGUGUUCACCUGCGAUAAUCUUUUUCCCAUCCGCUUGAUUGGCAGAAAGAAAGCACAGUUUGUGUUUGUCACAAGUGUCAUUAGCUGACCCUUACUCUGCCGAGAAGUAGGUCAAUGAAAGCCUUCAUACAUGUUCGAAAAAGUAGGUCUGCAAAAGUGAAACCCCAAACAAUGAGCUAAGAGACACUGAAGCACUCCAUGGAGCUGAGGGGCCCUGCAGAAGGGUGAUAAUACUUUGUGGGAUUUUCACUGCUAGCUUUUACAUCACACAUUAGGAAUAGUCAUUUGAGGAACGAAGCAUAAGAUAAUGCAGCUUUGAGCCUUUUGAGGUGUUAAGUGCUGUGGAGGGAAAUAGUUACCGUGUUAGAGGUUAGGAGGGCCUUUCCUGGCCCUUCACGAGUUCUAGUUGUAGCCUUCAAAAACACCCCACGAGGCUUUUCUCACUGUGACACUGGAGACUCAACAAGAGGAGCUGCAACAAUAACUUCUGCUGAAGGUCAGAUCCUCUGUGCAUCCUAUCUUACGGCUGGAGUCAAACUUUUGAGUGGGAACAUUUGUGCACAGAAAUAAACACACAGAUAGACCCAGGGUCUGCAAGACCUGCGGCUGUCCCAUCCCUCCCACUCAGCAGUGACUCAGACCCUCGUCAGUGCCCUGUCUCUGAUUUUUUUCAGCCAGCUCCCUCUGGGUGUGAACUGUGAGCUGAGGGGUCUUGGUUGUGUCUUUCAUAAGUGUCUGAGCAUGUCCUUUGUGUGUGUGUGUGUGUGUGCGUGCGUGUGUGUGUGUGUGAUAUCUCCCCUCCUUGGCAGUGCUGAAAAUAGCCCUCACACUUUCUCAUAAACACUCCACAUAGUUAAUCUUUCUCCACGGGACAUUGCUCAGGGGCAAGACAGUGCCAGUGAUUGCAGAAGUGGAUGAGAGGGUCGUAUAAUAAUGGUACUUGCUCAUGUUUCCUGGGCUAUUAGAGAUCCAGAUGGAUGAAUUUAUAGUUUGAGUGUUGAAGAGUGGAUGUCAUUUCUGAGCCAAGCUGAGCUGGUGCUUAACCAGGUCAUUCAAAAUCAAAAUCAAAAUCAAAAUCAAAAAGCAGUAUUGGGAAGGACACAUGACUUUUCUCUAAUCAAAAGUCAGUCCCUGAAGAUUGUUUAAAAAAAAACCUCUUUUAGAGCAUCUUGUUAUUUUUGGAGGCACUGACAAGGUGCCUGCCUAAAUCCACAUAGCUUAAAGGUCUUCUCUUUCUCUUUUCAAACUCCCACAGCUGUUCAGGAAACUGGAGCAGUGCAACACCGAACUGAAGAAGUACAGUCAUGUCAACAAGAAGGCUCUGGACCAGUUUGUCAACUUCUCUGAGCAGAAGGAAAAGCUGAUCAAACGUCAGGAUGAGUUGGAUCGUGGUUACAAAUCCAUCAUGGAGCUGAUGAACGUACUUGAGCUGCGCAAGUACGAGGCCAUCCAGCUCACCUUCAAACAGGUAUGUCUCUCCUUAGAUUCGUACUGCUGAAAAAGACCAGGUGAACCAUGUGCAGUGCCCAUGAUGCAUCCUUUAUGGAAGGUUGUUUUCUUGUUAAGAAUACCUCGGAGCGACUGCGACUGUAUCAAGACUCUGUUCCCACAUGUACCUCAGUUCAUAUUUCUCGGACAUUGAGGUUGAUUUAGGGGGCAUUCACACCGGGAAUGUUUGGUUCGUUUUAAAAGGACCAUGGUCCCCUUACUCCUUUGGUCUGGGUGGUGUGAAUGGCAAGCAAAUCGUGGUCCAGAUCAAAGAAACGAACCAUGGUCCUCUUGAGAAUGCAGGACUCGGUCUCCCUCCAAACAAACCAUGGCCUGGUCUGCGGCAGGUGUGAACGCAGCGCACCGGACGUUUUAUUUGUCAAUAUAAACAAAAAACACAUUUACACUAUAAUAAAACUGUUCAUUAGCAAAGGACCAAAUGCAACUCACCCACUCUUCUCCAGCAGCCGCUUGUUUGUAGGGGAGCCCUGAUGAGUCGAUCACUGAGUGCAGUGGAAAAUUUACGAUUAUUACUUCAUGGAAAUGCAAUCAGACCAAGAUGCUAAGGCAGAAGAACUACCAUGUCUGCAGUGCACAUACAAGAUACACAAGAACUCUGAUUGCAUUUUCAUGAAGUAAUAAUCAAAACUGUUCUUCCUUGAGCUGCGAAACUCCGCCGCACUCAGUGACCAACUCGUCAGGGCUCCCCUACAAACAAGCGGCUGCUGGAGGACAGUGGGUGAGUUGUGUUUAAUCUUCUUUGCUAAAGAAAUCAGGCAAAGUUAAAAAGAUGUUUAGUGGCUAGUACUGUGGCUGGGACCCUAUAUGUACUGUUGAUGAAGUUAGGUGCUGUUCUGAGCAUUAUUUGUGGCUAUAGAGUGGCUUUUUGGUUGAGGUUUGUGCGUGGAGACAUAGACUGCUGUGUAUUGCUAUAAUGUGGUCGUUACUAAAGUUGGUAUAACGAGAGAUGCAAGCAGUCAGCAACAUUCAUCUCUUGAGAGAGUGUCUAACUUGGUGUUAUGGUAUGUUUAACCCUAAAUUAAACUUGUGCUGGAAUAUCCCUUUAAGGCUGUCAGUUUUUAGUAUGACAAGAAAUGUUCGUGGUGAAAACUACGUCUUUGUAUCAUACAGGCUUUUAGCUGCUCUUUAAGUUAUACCAUGUGAGGGUUUAACUAUGGUCUCUUACAAAAUGGUCUGGAACAGUAGACUUUAAUUUGACCAUUGUUUUCAUUCUAACUGUGAAGAUCUUUGGAGACUUUUUUUUUUCUUUUUCUUGAUUUUUCAAUCUACACUCUGUGAAAUUCAUGAUGUCUAUCCCUGGCUUCACUGUUUGUCUGGUGUCUUCAUUGACUUUGUGUCUUUCAUUGCCAUGUUUCCCCUCAGGUGUCAAAGAACUUCAGUGAGGUUUUCCAGAAACUGGUGCCAGGUGGAAAGGCUACACUGGUGAUGAAGAAGGGGGAUGCUGAAGGCAGCCAGUCUCAGGAUGAGGGUGAGGGGGGCGCUGACAGUGAGAGAGGCUCUGGUUCACAGAGCAGCGUUCCCUCAGUGGACCAGUUCACUGGAGUCGGCAUCAGGGUAAGUCUGUUUAUUUAUUCGUUUGUUCAUCCUAGACUCACUCGUCUUUAAGGAUAGAGAGUAACACGAGCGAAGGACAAUCUCUGGAUUUGUCCAAAACUUUAGAAUUCCUAGUGUGACAAAUACUAAACUAAAAUACUGAGCUGUGGUAAAUAUUACAAUCCUGUUUUUUCAAAGGAGUAAUUUAGCAUCACCAUGUAAUGUAGAUUUUUUUGUAUUGAAAGCAUCAAAAAUGUGAACAUUACCAUGGUAACUAGAAUAUAACCAUGGAAAUAAGAGUCUCUGUUGGGCAUCAGCUGAUGAUGCGGAUAGUAUAUUGAGGAUUUAGCUGAGAAUUGGCUCAGCGAGGAAAAUGAUGUAGUGGAAAAUUUUACAUCAUUUCAUUGUAUUUUAAAAAAGGAGAUGCAUAAGAACCAGCCCUGAUUAGCAAUAAAAUAUAAAAAAGUAGAAAACUGAAAUUUUGAACACCAUCUGUCAGAGUUAACGGUUGAGCAGUUACUCUUACAGCGGUGUGAUGUCGAGGAGGACAUUAAGUUAGACAAAGAACAGAUCCAGAGGGAAAGACACACCAGCAGUGGAGCCAACAUAGCAUUUUUUAUUAAUGAGUCAGUGUCUUGGGUAGUAGUUGGUAAAACAGAACACAAAUCCAGAAAACCAGCCACGAUCAAUUAUUGGUCCACCUCUACUUAAAUGGUCCUCUUUAUCAGAACUUUUGAUAUGACUACUCUCCUCGUGUCGAAAAGCUUUACAACAGUUUUGUCCAGAAACAUCCAAAGUGUGCAUUGCUACACAACUUAGAAACUUCAAGCAUCUCCACGGAGUACACUGAAAGUAGAGUUAGUCAUGCAAUGAGUAAUAACCAAUUUCUCAUCCCACUAAAUAUAUCCGUAUCAUUAUCAAAGCUGUCAUAACAACCCUCAGAAGCAUUCAGGUCAUCUGUUGGAUCGUCUCUCUUCUUCUCAGAAGAAAGAAUCUAAUAAUAAUGAAACCAUUAAGUGUGCAUGUAUAUGUUUCCACCGGGAGUUUUAAUAACCCGGCCUCCCCUCUCCUCUCCUGUGUAGGUGUCAUUCACAGGGAAGCAAGGAGAGAUGAGAGAGAUGCAGCAGCUGUCUGGAGGUCAGAAGUCUCUGGUGGCUUUAGCUCUGAUAUUUGCCAUCCAAAAGUGUGACCCAGCUCCUUUCUACCUGUUUGAUGAGAUUGACCAGGCCCUUGACGCCCAGCACAGGAAAGCUGUCUCAGGUAAAGAGUUGUUUUGAGUAAAUAUAGCGAGAAUAUAUAAACCCAGAACAACAGCCUAAGCAAUCUAGUUUUUAAUCCUUUUUGAGGAUCAUCUUUCAUCCUGAGUGAAUGCAAACAAGAUGUCACCUUUCAAUGUAUCGUAUGGACAUUUCAGACAUGAUUGUGGAGCUGGCAGGUCACGCCCAGUUCAUCACUACAACCUUCAGGCCUGAGCUGCUGGAGUCUGCUGACAAGUUCUACGGUGUCAAAUUCAGAAACAAGGUGAGACUUCCAUCGGGGGCCAGGAUUGAUCCAAAAGAAUUCAAGUCCAAUGAUCUCUAGAGACAGGACUGUGGGCGGGACGUCACAACACACGCACACACACGUGUCCUUUGUUUUCUGUCCGAUGGUUGUGCUGUUAUUUUGAAGAAGACUAAUGAUGUCAAUAAGGAUUAGCGCUGAAGCUGCAUUGCAUUUUAUUCACAGGAAUAGUUUGAAAUCAGUCAUUCGGUCUUUGGAACAACAUGAACUGUCGGGGUCUGCAUGUGUCAGGGAGUUGACAGUCUUUCCUUCAGUGAGGAAUUCGACUUCAGAUUGUGUCCCUUUGACAAGACCAGUGAAGUUUGUGGUGUCUGGUCAGUUUUAGUCAGAUUCUUUCCUCCUGGAUCCAAGGAAAUCCCUGGCAGUAUUUAUCCCAUUGACAGGGUUUACAGAAUCAGAGGAUUUGUUUCCAAUCACAUGUAAAGAGUAAUGGUCCAAUAAAUCCCAAUAUUGUAAGCAUGAUAAAUUAUUUUGUCAUUUUAUAGAUCCUACUUUUGAAAAAAAGCUCGAUCUAAGAAACACAAAAAUUAGCAUAAAAUGAAAUUGAACUGGUACUUUAAUAUACACAGUAAGAGUGGCUUCCCCUCCUAUUAAAUUGGUCAUGUUCCCUAAACAUCAAACAACAAAGUACAAAGUUUGAGAUAAUGUGAGCAAGGAAUUGUUCUUUGUAUCGUUACUGAUAUGGCUUCAUUGGUGGGGAAAAAAACACUAAAUUUGAAGCACUGACAAGUAUGUUCACACUGUCAUUUAAUGUUAUCGUAAAACACUGUGAGAGAGAAGGUCUAGACCACACUGUUUGUUUGAUUAUCUCUAAAACUAAACUUUCAGAUAAGACUCAGUCUGACAGGGAUGUGAUUCUUCAGGAGGGAUCCAAAAUUCAGUCGGUUACUUUCAUUUUUUUACACAAAGUGGUGACCUGAGAGACCAUCAUGAUGACUGGAAAGGUGGAUAAUGCCAAUCACAUCCCUGAUCUUCUUUCAUUUUAAGACACAACCAGCAAAGUAUUUCCAAACAAAAACAUUUUUUUGAGGUACAUCUUAGUAAAAGGUAGAAUCCAGAUUCAUGCUGGGCUUGGAGAGAGGGAUUGAUGGAGAUACAGAAAGAAAAGGAUGGAUCGAGACAGUAAACAACCGCAGCUGAAACAGACUUCAGAAGUUAAGAAGGUGUAAAAUUAAUGUUCGCAUUAAGAACUGUAACGAUCAUUAUAAUAGUUACUCACAUAAUCUGCUCAGUGUUCAUUAGCAUGAAAUCACCAUGUUGUUUGAUGUAAACCUUGUCAACAUAAUUCAGCAUUAACCACAUUUUUGAGUUUCAGUUCAGCUCAGGUUAGUGAUGCCUGCAGUGAUGAGUUCAAAGUCUGAUGAGGUUUGCAUAAACCCACAAACUCGUGACAUGACUGUAAAAAUCAAAUUGUAUUAGACCCCACACCAGAAACCCAGUAAAGGUUUUUCUUUUUUUCCAGUGGUGUUCUCUUGAUUUUCUGAGGUUUCUGAACAUAAAAAUAAGUGUGUGGUUUGAAUGCACUGGUUGAUCAUUAACCCUGUGUGCAUGUGUGCUUUCAGGUCAGCCAUAUUGAUGUGAUCACUGCAGAGCAGGCUAAAGACUUUGUGGAGGAUGACACCACUCAUGGUUAAUGGUCUUCAGUCGGUCUUCAUCUUCCUUGCUCCUCCUCCUCCUCCUCCUCCACCUCCUCUGCCGCCUCUCCAGUGCGCUGUGUAGCCUGAAGCCUUUUUCGUAAAGGUCCAGAGACUGAAGAAUCUUAAAUCUUUCCACCUGCCUUUUUGUUGAAGACCAACAACGCAGUAUCACACAAAGCUUCCCUGCCAUCUCUCAAAAUCUGAAUACAUUGUUUUGUUUUAAUAUAAACAGCCCCAAACCCUGCUACAAAUGACUGAUAUUUACAGUAUCUUGAUGUUAAAAAACAACAUUUGGAGGAUAAUGUUUUCGUGGAGAAUCUGAAAGUAGAUCACAUGAAAAUGUCCUGUUUUGCUAAUUAUCUUCCUGCAUCAGUUGACAGCGUAGUACUUAAACACUGAGACAGUCUUGAUCUGAUUUGCCUGAAAACAUCCUGAAGAAAGCUUUCUUGGUACCCUUUUGUUACUGUAUUGAACUUUUCUUACAAAUGUUUUUGAAAGUGUUUUUUUUUUUUUUAAUAUAAUUUGUAAAAUGGGAAGAGAGGAUGUUCACCUUCAGGACCUUUCCAGAAGCAAAUCAUUUAGUGUACAGUUGAGACUUUUUCACGGGUUGGAUGUAGAUUGAAUUGAAAGCUGAAAUAUUAGCAGAAGUAGGUGGUCUUAAGCUAAUCUUGAUUAAUGUUUUUGUCGCUACCUUUUGGAUUACAGUUAUUGUUCACUCUUGAGGUUCCCGUAUUGUAUUCUCUUUGUACUUAUGAACUUGUACCUCGUGUUAUAACCAGCCACGUGGCUUACUAUGUUUCAAGGUUGUGGUUCCUUUUUACUCCAUUGUGUAAUAUCCUGUUUUUAAGUCAUUUCAGCGUUUGAUUCCAUGGAUUGUAGAUCCACUUUGGAAACACAAACAGUUCCCUUAAAUUUAGCAAAUAUUUCAAGUGUAGAACUGUUUCAUCCAAAACAAUUUGAGUCCUCCUGAAAGGUCUUGUGACCUUGGUAGAAAGCCAAGUUGUUCUUGAGCGGGAUCACAAUUUGGAAGCCAUGUUGUUGUUUUAUUGUUUUCAUACUGAAUCAGUUGUUUGGCAUAAAUCUGAUCAUAUGUUGUACCUAGUGUCAGGUCUGCCUUUUAAAUGUUUUGACUCCUUUUUAUGUAAUUUGAAAAGUUACAAAAAAUAAUAAAAGUUUAAAAAUUAGCUUUUUCAUUA
This is a messenger RNA of Xyrichtys novacula (pearly razorfish), 16903 nucleotides long. NCBI's taxonomy places the organism in Eukaryota, Metazoa, Chordata, Actinopteri, Labriformes, Labridae. The record is from the annotation of a GenBank genome assembly.